Neurospora hispaniola is the source of this 1354-nucleotide messenger RNA. RefSeq lists its product as uncharacterized. The coding region runs from base 218 to 1354 and encodes 378 amino acids. The record is from RefSeq and is a predicted model, not a curated record. NCBI's taxonomy places the organism in Eukaryota, Fungi, Ascomycota, Sordariomycetes, Sordariales, Sordariaceae. The transcript has a single exon. Gene Ontology annotation, biological process: tRNA processing; rRNA processing; protein modification process. Gene Ontology annotation, cellular component: nucleolar ribonuclease P complex; ribonuclease MRP complex.
GAAGGAGUAAAAUGCUUGCUCCAAGUACAUACCGCGCACACGGGCUUGGUUGUACACUAUUGUACAGGUUCAUCCGAAAAUGAGGACGGAGAUCUGACCAUCCGAUUCCAUAAACCCACUAUCCCAUAUCAUCCAUCAAUCGCAUCACAUGCACCAUAGCAUUUUCACAUAGCGUCACAUAACCAUAUCAGCCGGAGCCAAGACAAGACAAACCGACAUGCAUCUCCUGCAUCUCCGCCUGCCCUACCGGGCCCCGUCUCUCUACCCUCCCUACGCCCUAGCCUCACGCCUGCAAGACCACCUCCGCCGCUCCCUCCUCGACCUCAAGGACAACCGUCCGGGCUCGAAACCCUACACGCCAACGAUUAUCUCCUUCACCCCCUUGCCCACCUACACUUUAGGCCGGCGCCAAGCCAGUCCACUCACCGGUGAUGAAGCAACACGUCUAUCAGCUCCCGUGUAUUACCCAUCUUCACCCUUAGCUUCGCGGUCAUCCCCAUUAAUGUCAGCACCAUUACAACGAAUAGAUGGGGAACACGGAACAGUUAAGCUCCCAGUCUCAAUCCUUCACUCCCCCCGUGGCGGCCUAACCACCUACCACGGCCCAGGGCAGGUCGUCCUCUGGCCCAUCUUGGACUUGAUUUCGUCUCAACACAACAAGUACACAGUGCGGUGCUACACGCGUCUCCUAGAGAAAACGACCAUUUCCACUCUUUGGAAAUCGUUUGGUAUCCAGGCCUUCACGACGGACGAUCCGGGGGUUUGGGUUAGGAGUGGGGCUGCUUGGGCACCAUCGCCAGAGGAGACCGGGGAGGGGGAGAAGACGCAGGAGGAGAAGGGGGAGGAGGCAUGUGCGCUGGCUGGAACUGAGAAGUCUUCUGUAGGUGAAGAUGAGGGUCCGUUAGCCAAAGUCGCCGCCUUGGGCGUCCAUCUCCGCCGCCACGUCUCCGGUCUCGGUACGGCCAUCAACGUAGACAUGCCCGGCCCGGAAGUCACGAGGGAGGCACUCAAUCCGUGGGCGAGGUUUGUGGCAUGUGGCUUGGAGGGGAAGACGGUGACGAGUGUUAGGGGGGAGUUGGACAAGGCCAAGGGUAAUCCGCAGCCCACGCAAAAGUAUGAGGGGAUGUUGAACCCGCCUGCCGUGGCGGGCGCUUGGGCGGAGAACUUGGCGAGGAAUAUUGGGGUUGAGAAGGUGAAGACGGUGGGGGAAGAUGAGGUGGUGAGCUUAUUGGAGGAGUUGGUUAGUGGGAAGGCCGCACAAGAGGAGGUGGGAGAGGAGGAGAGGAAGUUUGUGAGGCUGAUUAGGGAGCAAUUGGAUCGGGAGGGAGACAUGGGGGGCGGGAGGGGAAUCUGA